Molecule: messenger RNA, 4071 nt
Organism: Polyodon spathula (Mississippi paddlefish)
Lineage: Eukaryota; Metazoa; Chordata; Actinopteri; Acipenseriformes; Polyodontidae
Product: F-box/WD repeat-containing protein 7-like
Exons: 13
Coding region: 537-2822 (761 amino acids)
Biological process (GO): proteasome-mediated ubiquitin-dependent protein catabolic process; ubiquitin recycling
Cellular component (GO): cytoplasm; nucleus
Molecular function (GO): ubiquitin binding
Source: RefSeq, a predicted model, not a curated record
CAGAGAGAGAGAGAGAGAGAGAGAGAGAGAGAGAGAGUGGGUCUAUGAAAAGAAGCGGUGAGGGGAGAACAGCGAGACUUGUGUCUGGUUUUCAUCCGAUCCCUCGUUACUUCUUAGCGGAGUCAGACACUCGCCGCAGUCCGGGGGGCAAGGAACUAGAGCGAGACUCGCCCACAGGGGGGUGGACACCAGCGAGUUACCCGCGAAGGGACAUUGAGAGUUAUUGAAAAAGGAUUGUUUGUAUAACUAAGAAGAGAGGGAGUACUAACACCAUACGAGAAGCAGAGAAAGAUCAGCGGCAAACCGACCAUCAUCGGUAGCAUUUUAGCCAACGGAAGGAGAGUCCCUCACCGGGGUUGGGAUAUUUAAAAACAGAAAAGAGGCCCCUGGAUCGGCUUUCUGGAGAUUACUGUACAGGAGCGAUAUUUCACUGCAGGACAACUAAUACACCUGGAGCUGGACAAACUAAUGCCAAGCCGUUCGCCUCCUCAGACAGUCUAGCAAAGGUCCAAGAGGUAGCAAGCUGGAUUUUGGAAAUGAACCAGGAAUUGCUGUCUGGGGGCAGCAAGAGGCGCCGGCCGGGUGGCUCUGUUCGAGGUAACGCCUCCUCCAGCGGAGCAGCCCACGAGGGAGGAGAGGAGAGGGAGGAGGAGGAGGAAGAGGACCACAUGGACAGAGUGGUGGAGGAGGAAGAACAGCAGCAGCAGUCAUCACAGGAAGGAGGGGACCAGUCUUCCAGGCCUGCAGGGGGCAGCACAAGCAAUCGUGAAGCGGCAGCUGCUAGCAAUGUCAAUGGAUCAGGAGAUGACCCUGCACAGGAGGGCGCAGUAGCAGGACGAGAAGAAGAUGAGGAUAAUGAGGAGGAGGAGGAGGAAGAGGAGGAGGAGGAGGAGGAAGAGGAAGAGGAGGUAGUAGAGGAGGAGGUGCCAGAAGGAAAUAACAAUAUCUGCAGGGUCUUGGAGGAGGAAAGGUCGGGAAGCCGUGCUUGCAAGGAAAAUGAGGAGGGAGGAGAGCCUGAGGAGGAAGAGGAGGAGGAAGAGGAGGAGGAGGAUGAUGAAGAGGAGAUGGACCAGGACAGUGAUGACUUCGAGCAGUCUGAGGAUAGCGGCAGGGAAGAGGAGUCGCCAGCACACAGAAACCCUGUUGAUAACAUGGACCGGUCUUCAGCACAGCAGCAGUCGCCAUUCUUCAAGGCAAAGAUGAAGAGAAAGAUGGACCAUGGCCCUGAGGUCCGGUCUUUCCCUUUAGGAAAGAAGCACUGCAAAGGCUCAGAUUUCACAAGCAGUACAGGGCUGGUUCCAUAUUCAGCCACACCCACCACCUUCGGUGACAUAAGGGCAGCAAACGGACAAGGGCAACAUCGGCGCCGGAUCACAUCCGUCCCUCCUCCUGCUGGACUUCAAGAAUGGCUCAGGACGUUUCAGAGCUGGAGUGGACCAGAGAAGCUGCUUGCAUUGGACGAGCUCAUAGACAGCUGCGAGCCAACACAAGUUAAACACAUGAUGCAAGUGAUCGAGCCGCAGUUCCAACGAGACUUCAUCUCCCUUUUACCGAAAGAGCUGGCACUGUAUGUGCUCUCAUUCCUGGAACCCAAGGACCUGCUGCAAGCGGCACAGACCUGCCGCUACUGGCGCAUCCUCGCCGAGGACAACCUGCUGUGGAGGGAGAAAUGCAGGGAGGACGGUAUAGAUGAGCCCCUGCACAUCAAGAAGAGGAAAUUGAACAAACCUGGCUUCACACACAGUCCCUGGAAAAGUGCUUACAUCAGGCAGCACAGAAUAGACACAAACUGGCGAAGAGGAGAACUUAAAUCACCCAAGGUGCUUAAAGGUCAUGACGAUCAUGUGAUCACAUGCCUUCAGUUCUGUGGUAACCGGAUUGUCAGCGGUUCAGACGACAACACACUUAAAGUCUGGUCAGCAGUCACAGGAAAGUGUUUAAGAACGUUAGUUGGACAUACGGGUGGUGUCUGGUCAUCCCAAAUGAGGGACAAUAUUAUCAUCAGUGGCUCAACAGACCGGACGCUGAAAGUAUGGAAUGCAGAGACCGGAGAAUGUAUCCACACGCUAUACGGGCAUACCUCUACUGUCCGCUGCAUGCAUCUUCAUGAGAAAAGGGUGGUGAGUGGGUCCCGGGACGCCACGCUCAGAGUUUGGGACAUCGAGACAGGCCAGUGUUUACACGUCCUGAUGGGCCACGUGGCAGCAGUGCGGUGCGUUCAGUACGAUGGCAGGAGAGUGGUGAGCGGAGCUUACGACUUCAUGGUGAAAGUGUGGGAUCCUGAGACCGAAACCUGCCUGCACACACUUCAGGGACACACCAACAGGGUCUACUCAUUACAGUUUGAUGGCAUCCAUGUAGUAAGUGGUUCUUUAGACACCUCAAUCCGUGUUUGGGAUGUGGAGACAGGAAACUGCAUUCACACAUUAACGGGACAUCAGUCAUUAACGAGCGGGAUGGAGCUCAAGGACAACAUUCUGGUCUCUGGCAACGCUGACUCCACCGUCAAAAUCUGGGACAUCAAAACAGGACAGUGUUUACAGACGCUGCAAGGCCCCCAUAAACACCAGAGCGCCGUGACUUGCCUACAGUUCAACAAGAACUUUGUAAUAACCAGCUCGGAUGACGGGACUGUGAAACUGUGGGACCUGAAAACAGGCGAGUUUAUCCGCAAUCUGGUGACGCUGGAGAGUGGGGGCAGCGGCGGGGUGGUGUGGCGGAUCCGGGCAUCCAACACCAAGCUGGUGUGCGCGGUGGGCAGCCGCAAUGGCACAGAGGAGACAAAGCUGCUUGUGCUGGACUUCGACGUGGAUAUGAAAUGAAGGACGAGGAAGCUAAACAAGGUCUUGAAGUGUGUCCGUGCGUUACAUAAAUACACUUCACCCCCUCCCCCCCCCCCACCACCCCCCCCCCCCCCCCACCCCCCCCUCACUCCUGGGCUGUUGGUGGAAGAGGAUGCUGGUGUGAGGCAACAUAACACAGCGGUGAAAACCUGUAAACUGCCAGGAAGGGGAGCAGAAGAGGGAGGAUGAUGAUGAUAACUGACAAACAGGCACACGUGCUGUCAUCACACAUGUGACUUCCCUUUUUGACUCGAGGGGGGCAGCUCAGCACAGAGAGACUUGUUUACUCAAGCCUGGUGCAACCGUUAGAUUUUAGUUUUUCAAGUAAACAGGCCAACAAUUAAUGGACUAUCCGCUGUAUACAUGAGUUAAAAGGAUAACAAGAAACAAAAGUUGUCAUGUAUGAAAUGUUGUAUAGUGUACAAAUAAACAAAAAAACAACAAAUUUAUCAGAAAGCAAGCAAGCCAAGAACUGGUCAACUUUUAAACCAGGGGGCAUCUGCCUCAGUUAUAUAUAUUUUGUUGUUGUUUUUCUGUCUUGUUUCCUGGUUUGAAAACUGAAAAAAAAAAAAAAAAAAAAAAAAAAUCUUACUGUGAAUUUUAGUUCUUGUACGUUUUGAUCAAUACAAUGAAUCCUUUUGCCUAAUGUUGCCAACAACAAUCACAGUAUUAACCUCUCUCUCUCUCUCUCUCUCUCUCUCUCUCUCUCUCUCUCUCUCUCUAUCCACUCUUACGCUUUUGUUUUUAAAUCUGAGUUUAGUGCUCCUCAAAGGCACGCUGUCUUGAGUUUUUCAAAGUGUCCGGCUGGGUUAGUUCCUCAACGCUGGUGCUAUGCUUGGGGGGAGGGGGUGUCUCUGUGAGCUUAUGGGAAUGACAUCCCAUCCCUGUACUGUAUUUCCAGUGGCCAAAUUUUAUUUAUGCUGCUAAAAAAAAUGAAAGAACAGAAAGGUGGAACUUACUGCUGCGACGUUUUACCCAGAUUUCCAAAUUUACUCUAGUUUGGACUUCUGAAAAAAGAGAAACAAAUGUAAACAAAAUGUUGCCACUGAAACUUGAGCCAAAUGUGCCUCUAAGAGGCAGAGUUGGAAAGUGUUGGACAGAUGAAGACAGAUUUGCCUGCGAGUAAGAAACAAAAAUGAGUCUGCAGAUAUUAUUCUGUGUGUGUGUUUCUGCAAAAUGUUGACACAUUCCUAAGGGGAAAUUGUUUGCUUUUGAGGGCUGUGGUGAA